Molecule: messenger RNA, 2973 nt
Organism: Ceratina calcarata
Lineage: Eukaryota; Metazoa; Arthropoda; Insecta; Hymenoptera; Apidae
Product: neuroligin-4, X-linked-like
Exons: 8
Coding region: 555-2261 (568 amino acids)
Source: RefSeq, a predicted model, not a curated record
GAGUUCUCGUCUCCGUCUGGCGUUUCCCAAAAUUCUUAUCGAGGAAUUAGAUUAGGAGGGGCAUUAAACAAUUUUUAAACGGUGUUUGACAGAACGUUGUAAAGUCGUUUAAAUGAAAUCACGGAGCACGUAUCGUUGUUUCCGCGACCCUCACCCGCCUCGAGCGGAAUCGCGCGUGUAGAAUUCAAUAAUGGGGCUAAGAUCGAGGAAUUAGGUGAUCGUUCGCUAUGAUGCCUGAGGUGGAUUCGUAGGCAUCGCCCGGCUAGCUGCUACUGCUAAUUCGACGUGGAAGUUAAUUAAAGUCGAUGAUCGGGUCUAAUGGGAAAGCCGCAAGCUCGCGUCGCAGCAGGGGUGUCGCGCAGUUAGCGCUCGAACAGGCUUAAAUGAAGAGCGAUCGACGCGGGGAGAGGUGAUCGAUAGCGAUUGCGAGGAGAGCCGCGCGCGCGCGUGCGUGCGUGUGGGCGGGUGGUGCGUGCGUGUGUGGUACGUCGGGCACACGGGGGCUGGGGUGAUCGUGGCGGUGACACGCGGGGCCAGGGACAGAGAGGAGCAAGAUGAAACUCUUCCCGAUUCUCGUUUUACUGAUCGCGCCGGCCACUCUCUCGCUCUCGAUCAAGACCAAGCUGAAUCCGCGGAUCGUUAAAACGCGGUACGGCGAGUUGCAGGGGGUUGUACGCUCGUUCGAGUACGCCAAGUUCCUUAAGCCAAUCGACGUCUACCUCGGGAUUCCGUACGCCACCCCUCCGGUCGGUGGCAACAGAUUCUCCCCGACCAAGACGCCCAGCCCGUGGGACGGAGUCAGAGUUUCGGACUCGGUGAGUCCGGUGUGUCCCCAAAAGCUGCCCGACAUUUCCAAUGAACAAGAAGCGUUGGAGCGAAUGCCGAAAGGCCGAUUAGAAUACCUGAAGAGGUUGCUGCCGCACCUGCGAAAUCAGAGCGAGGAUUGUCUCUACCUGAACAUCUUCGCGCCAGCAAUGGGCAUGGUGGAUAACGGCAGGAGGCAUCCGGUGUUGCUUUACAUCCAUGGAGAAAGUUACGAUUGGGGUAGCGGAAACCCAUACGACGGCAGCGUGUUGGCCAGCUAUACGGAUCAGGUGAUCGUCACGAUGAACUACCGGCUGGGUGUGCUCGGGUUCCUGAACGCCAAAGUGGCGCCCCAGAUCAAGCCCAGGGUCGCGAAUUACGGGCUGAUGGAUCAGAUCGCUGUACUCCAAUGGGUCAAAGAAAAUAUCGCGCUAUUCGGCGGUGACCCGGACAACGUCACGUUGAUGGGUCAAGGCACCGGCGCGGCCUGCGUUCAUUUCCUCGCCAUCAGCCCCACAGUCCUCCGUGGCUUAUUCAAGAGAGCCAUCCUAUUAUCGGGAAGUGCCCUUUCGUCGUGGGCAGUGGUCGAGGAUCCUGUUUCGUACGCGUUGAAACUGGCCAAGGCCGUCAACUGCUCAAUACCUGAGGAUCUACUCAAGGACAAUGAGCUGAUAGUCGACUGUCUUCGAGAACGGGGUCUCGAGGAGUUGAUGCAGGUCGACAUUCAGCCACCGACGUUCUUAAGCGCUUUCGGACCCAGCGUCGACGGUGUCGUCAUCAAGCCUGACUUUCAAAAAGAUCUGCUCUCCUACAUGGGUCCGGAGUUCCAAGGAUUCGGGCCACUGCCAAAGAAAGCCGAACACGGAGCUCCAAUCACGAGCAACAACAAGUACGAUUUAUUAUUUGGCGUGACGACCAGCGAAGCGCUGUGGAAGUUCGCCGAGAAGGAUGUACAGCAGGGUUUCGAGGGCGAGAGGAGAGACAGGAUCAUCAGGACGUACGUGAGAAACGCGUACGAGUACCACCUGACAGAAAUAUUCUACACGGUGGUGAACGAGUACACGGACUGGGAGCGCACGGUGCAGCACCCGAUAAACACAAAGGACGCCUGCGUUCAGGCGUUGAGCGACGCCCAAUUCGUAGCGCCAUUAGUGCAAGCCGGGGAUUUGUUCACUUUGAGGCACACGAAGGAGCCGAACAACCCGCACAUCGCGCCUGUACCGGAAACUGACAAAGAGCCGAUGCCUAAGACGUAUUUCUACGUGUUCGACUACCAAAUGAAAGAGGGCGACUAUCCACAAAAGAUGGGCUCGGUCCAUGGCGAGGAGCUGCCUUUCGUGUUCGGCGCGCCAUUGGUCGACGGUUUCGGCCACUUCCCAAGAAACUACACCAGGCCUGAAGUGGCACUCUCCGAGAGCAUCGUGCAGUACUUCGCCAACUUCGUGAGAACUGGGUGAGUACAGAUCCCGAUCGAUUCGGGAAGCAUCAGCCCCCUUUUUACCCUUUGCGAACUUCGAAAUAGCUAGCAGAAUUUAAUAACGUUCAUUUAAAUAUUAAACAAUUUUCUUAGCAAUCGAAUGUCUCCAUCAUAAUUCUUAUAAGAUGAAACGUUUCAAAAAAAAAAUCUUCAUAUCGACGUCUUCGAACCACUAUUAAAAUUUUUUUUUUACAGUGUUAGUGCAUUUGAAACAAAUACUUUUGCAGAACAUAGAAAUCAUGAAUUUUCGUCGAAUUGAUAAAAACUGGAAGAGUGCAGAUUUCGAUCGAUUCUCGAAGUACCAACCCCAUUCUUUCUCUUCAUGGACAUCGAAUCAGGAGAAUUUAUGAACGUUCAUUUAAAUACUAAACAAUUUUCUUGGGAAUCGAAUUAUGAGACAUUUGAAAUAAAGGUUUCUAAAAAAAAAUCCUCAUGACGACGUCUUCGAACCUUGAAACAAAUCCAAUACUUUUGCAGUCAGAAUAUAGAAAGCUUGAAUUUUCGUGGAAUUGAUAAGAGCCGACGCGGUAGGUGAAUUUGGCGCAGUUUCUUAGUCUGAGAUAAACCGUAUCGAAGCGAUCGUUUCUUCGGUCUAUUCACCGGCGCGGGCGAAUGGGUGGUGGGAUUCCACGAAGAGUUCAAUUUUCAUCCGAGAACGACGCUCGAUGGAAAACCAAUCCUUUCCCCUUUUG